AUGCUGAGGGUGGCAGUCUCACCACUGCUUUCCACUGCAGUGGACACAUCGCGUUUGCUCAUCACCGUCAUCCCUUCCGCUGUCAUAUUGCAAUCUAGAGGGAGACGUCGUACUCUCACUCCUGCACCAUGGUUACCUCCUGUUCACGAGCGGGUUCACGCCGACUACCUGGAUGAUUCCAACCGGUUGGGCGUUACUGCGAGAGGUUAUAUCUGCAGAGAAGAGAUGCGUGGCCAUUCUGCUGCGACAAAGUCUCAAGAAGGUGAAGCAAGGAUUGCGGAUAUAGAAUUGCCCACAAGAAGAGUUGGUCUGCUCGCGCGUAAGAUUGGAAUGGCGCCACAAUGGACAGUUACUGGAGAUAGAAUAUUGUGCACACUUCUCGAAAUUUGUGAGAACCACGUCGUUAGUGUGGUAUCUCCCGAUGAAUGGUACCGCAGAAGUCCCGUUGGAAAACGGAAAGCAUUCAACAGAGAGGGGCCUAUGUGGAAAGUCACAGUUGGAGCGGUGGACUACGAUAUGGACAGAUUUACUCAGGCUUAUAGAAACCAGUUCAUCCGUGCUGGCGUCCCUGUUAAAAAAUAUCUCGGUUCAUUUCUGGUCUCCAAAGAGGCGUUGCCUUCUGUGGGCACAAAACUAGACGUUCGACAUUUUUGCAUUGGACAAUACGUUACCGCCUCAGGGAAAUCAAUAGAUUGGGGAUUUCAGGGUGGAAUGCACAGAUGGGGUAUGAAAGGGCAACCAGCCUCGAAUACUACAAAAUCACAUCGACGAAUCGGUUCGGUUGGAUCUACCGGUGAUGCUCGUGUAUGGCCAGGUAAGCGAAUGCCUGGUCAUAUGGGAUAUGAAUGGGUUACCGUAAGUGGACUAGAGAUAAGCAAAGUUAUUUAUGUCAAAGGCAGCGUUCCGGGUGACAUUGAUAGCAUGUUACUUUUGAAGGAUUGUUUACAACCGGACAAGAAGCUCAAGACAGGACCUGUCCCUACUUGGCUACCUUCAAUAGAAGCUGCAGAGGUGGAAGGUGAGGAGCAAAAUGCGGCUCCUCAAUCUCAUGAAAUACUAUCCCCUAAAAUGUUCAGCUUUUCAUCGCCUUCUAUUAUAUUCUCGGAAGAUGAUGCGAAGAAAUCCGCCGCAAGGGAUAAAACAAAGGCAAAGAUCGCGAAGGGUGGAAUGCACAGAUGGGGUAUGAAAGGGCAACCAGCUCGAAAUACUACAAAAUCACAUCGACGAAUCGGUUCGGUUGGAUCUACCGGUGAUGCUCGUGUAUGGCCAGGUAAGCGAAUGCCUGGUCAUAUGGGAUAUGAAUGGGUUACCGUAAGUGGACUAGAGAAUAAGCAAGUUAUACGAUUUAUGUCAAAAGGCAGCGUUCCGGGUGACAUUGAUAGCAUGUUACUUUUGAAGGAUUGUUUACAACCGGACAAGAAGCUCAAGUCCAUUAGUUACGCGUUUGGUGUGUGCACAUGUGCUAUAAUCCGGAUUCUAGGUGUUGUAGAAUUCCACACCAUGCUAACAGAAAAUGUGAUCGGACAGAACGUGAACCAAAAUGGUGCUUCUACGUCUAAAACUCCUAGAAGGGCUCCUGCAGCGUCUGUUGAUAUUUUAAGAAACAAUUACGUACGUGCAAAUGGUUUCACGGUCCACCGUCAGCCAGUAGCACAGAGUACCGAUGGAAUUCGGGGGAAGAUUGGUGUGUCGCAAGGUGUUCAUGCCUUCGAUAUCACAUGGGAAGGUCCACUCGGAACUGUGGCUGUGGUAGGAGUUGCCACAAGGCACGCUGCUCUUCAUUGUCCAGGAUAUUUGCCCCUACUUGGAAGUGAUGACCAAAGUUGGGGAUGGAAUCUUGUCGAUAAUACCCUAAUUCACAACGGCGAGCAAUUAGGCGUCUAUCCACGAUCGAAUAAUCCUCCUAAAUAUCAGGUUGGGGAAAGAGUUCGACUCGUACUGGACUGCGACCGUCAUUUCGUUUAUUUUGAACGUGCAGGAGCCGAAUUUCUGGGGCUAGCCUUCAUGGAUUUACCACCUGUCAAGCUUUUUCCAGCAAUUUGUGCCGUGUAUGGUAAUACGGAGGUCUCUAUGGUUUAUUUAGGACCUCCCAUUGCUGGUUGA
Molecule: messenger RNA, 2103 nt
Organism: Ostertagia ostertagi
Lineage: Eukaryota; Metazoa; Nematoda; Chromadorea; Rhabditida; Trichostrongylidae
Source: the annotation of a GenBank genome assembly